AUGCCCGCGCGAGGCGUGCGGGCGCUCAUGUCGCCCGUGUCGACGACAUCAACGACGCGGGCGCGCGGGCGCGUCGUCAGGCGCUCGGCGGCGACGACGAGCGGGACGAGCGCGGCGCCGGCGACGAGCGGCGAAAGCGCGACGACGACGGCGCGUAAAGACGUGCCCACGUUUCAAGAUGCGAUUUUAAGAUUGCAAGAGUACUGGAGCUCGCGUGGGUGCGCGAUCGUGCUGCCGCAUAACACGGAGGUUGGGGCGGGAACGAUGAACCCGGCGACGUUUUUGCGAGCGCUCGGACCCGAGCCGUGGAACGUGUGUUAUCCCGAACCCUCGGUGAGACCGGACGAUUCGCGAUACGGUGAAAAUCCGAACCGCGUGCAAAAGCAUACGCAGUUUCAGGUCAUCUUGAAGCCGGCGCCGGAGAACGUGCAGGAGCUGUAUUUGGGCUCGCUCGAGGCGUUGGGUAUCGACACCGGGGCGCACGACGUGCGCUUCGUCGAGGAUAACUGGGAGUCCCCGGUGCUCGGGGCGUGGGGGCUCGGGUGGGAGGUGUGGAUGGACGGUAUGGAGGUGACGCAAUUCACGUACUUCCAGCAGUGUGGUUCGUUGAAAGUGGCGCCGACAGCGGUUGAGAUUACGUACGGUUUAGAACGGAUUUUGAUGGCGCUGCAGGGUGUCGAUCACUUCAAGGAUAUCGCAUACAACGAUAUGAUGACGUACGGCGAGAUGCGCAUGCAAGAGGAAUAUGAAAUGUCCGUGUUCAACCUCGAUCAGGCGAGCGUGGAGACGCACCGCUCGCGGUUCGAAUUGGCGGAUAAGGAGGCGCUUCGCAUGCUUGAGGCGCGCCUUCCGUUGCCAGCGUUCGACAACUUGUUAAAGGCUUCGCACGCGUUCAACGUACUCGAUGCGCGAGGAGCUGUCGGAGUAACUGAGCGUCAAAAGCUAUUCGCGUCGAUGCGCAAAUUGGCGCGCGAAACCGCGCAGCUUUGGGUUGCGCGUCGCGAGGAGCUCGGGUAUCCACUCGGCCUGUCGGAGGCGCCGCCGGCCAAGUCUCUCGUCGAGAACACCGGUGCGAUCCCCACCGCACCGGCGGAUUGCGUCAUCGAGCUCGGCACUGAAGAAUUACCACCUCAGGACGUCACGAGCACGUCUCGUCAGUUUCACGAAGCUGUCGAUGCUUUGCUCAAGGCGGAGGGUUUGACGCACGCGGGCAUUUCCGUCGGCGCCACACCGCGAAGAUUCACGCUGAGCAUCAAAGCCCUGAGCGCAGGCCAAGCGAACGUGGAGGAACGCGUGCGCGGCCCGCCGUUAUCGCGCGCGUUCGAAGAAGACGGUACGACUCCGUCUAAGGCUGCCCAAGGAUUUUGCAAAAAGAAUGGCGUGGACGCCGGCGCAUUGGAAAAAGAUGGCGAAUACGUGUGGGCCGUGGUGAAGAAGGAGGGACGUUCAGCCGUUGCUGUCCUCGAAGAAGCUUUGCCGAAGAUUAUCGCGGCGAUCAACUUCCCGCGUGCCAUGAGAUGGACCACGAACUCGGAAGCUGCGUUCUCGCGGCCGCUCCGUUGGCUCUUCGGCGUCCACGGCGACCAUCACCUGACGUUUGAGGCUCUCGGCGUGCACAGCGGAACGACGACGCGUUUGUUGCGCACUCGAGGCGAUGUAACCGACACAUACUCUGCGGCUAAUGCAGCGGAAUAUCACGCCUUACUGGCGAAGGAUUCGAUCGUACUGAGCUUUGAAGAUCGUAUGUCGAGCAUCUGGAGCGAGGCGAAAGCUGCAGCGAAAACCGUCGGCGGCGAAAUCCCCGAUAGCGCCGGCGAGGGCUUGCUCGAGGAAGUCGCCAAUUUGGUCGAAGCGCCCAAUUUAGUCAUGGGAGAUUUCGAAGAAGCGUUUUUGACGCUCCCAAAGGAAGUGUUGGUGAUGGUUAUGCGCAAACACCAGAGAUAUUUCCCCGUCGAAGGCGCGGACGGAGCGCUCAAGCCGCACUUCAUCACCUUUGCCAACGGUUCUUGCGACAAAGGCGUGGUGAAGCACGGCAACGAGGCCGUGCUUCGAGCGAGGUACGAAGACGCUAAAUUUUUCUACGAGACCGACCUGAACAAACCGUUGGCUGAGUUCAAGCCCGAGCUCAGUGGUAUCACGUUCCAACAAGAACUCGGGAACAUGUUGGAAAAGACUCAACGCGUCGAAGGCUUGGUCGCGGACGUCGCCGCAGCGCUCGGAUACGGACCUGAUGUCGUCGCUCCAGCCACGGUGGCGGCGGGUUUAGCGCGUGCAGACUUGGCGACGGCCAUGGUGAUGGAACUCACCGCGUUGGCUGGGACGAUGGGCCGUCAUUACGCGCAGAAAGAAGGCUUGCCCGCGAAUGUGAGCGAAGCCAUCUUCGAAGCGUGCUUGCCGCGAAGCGCGGGCGAUGCCCUCCCGAGUACCCCAGCAGGGAUCACUGUCGCCGUUGCCGAUCGUCUCGACACUCUUAUUGGAUUGUUCGCCGUGGUCGGUGGCCCGAAGGCUUCUGCUGAUCCCUUUGGUCUUCGUCGCGCGGCGUACGGCUUGGUUCAAACCAUCGUGAAUUCAGGAGCGACGUGUGAUUUGCGCUCGCUGAUCGAACUCGCUGCGGCGAAGCAACCAGUGGAGGUUUCAAAUGAGCGCAUCGAGGAGUGCGUGACGUUCAUCACGCGUCGUUUGGAGCAAUUAUUCAUCGACGCUGGUAACGAUGUCGAGUGCGUGCGUGCCGUUUUGAAGGAACGCGGCGGCAGUCCGGCGCUGGCGAGCGCGUCCAUCUCUGAGCUCGUCGCCGUGGACGGAAAGGCGCUCGAGACUUGCGUGCGCGUCCUCAGCCGACCAACCCGCUUGGUUCGAGGCAAAAUGGGCGCCAACGCGGACUUGCGUAUCAACGAAGCGAGCUUUGAGUGCGAAGAAGAGCGAGCUUUGCACGCGGCGUACGUCGCCGCUCGAGCCAAAAUUGUCGACGGGUGCUCGGUGACCGAUAUGAUCUCCGCCGUGUGCGAAAUGGACAACGCCGCGACAGCAUUCUUCGACAACGUAUUUGUGAUGGCGGAUGAUGCUGAGUUGAAGCGCAACCGCAUGGCGCUGUGCGCUGCCGUAGCCAGUUUGCCGUCAGGCGUUUUAGAUUUCGCCGAGCUUCCGGGGGGUCUAUAGGAAUUCAUUAGCUGCGCGAAGCUUAGUGUGAUAUUAUACAUUUCAUUCACAUUGAAGAUCUAAA
Ostreococcus lucimarinus CCE9901 is the source of this 3220-nucleotide messenger RNA. RefSeq lists its product with no specific name. Gene Ontology annotation, cellular component: cytoplasm; chloroplast stroma; mitochondrion. Gene Ontology annotation, biological process: glycyl-tRNA aminoacylation. Lineage: Eukaryota; Viridiplantae; Chlorophyta; Mamiellophyceae; Mamiellales; Bathycoccaceae. The transcript has a single exon. The record is from RefSeq and is a predicted model, not a curated record. Bases 1 to 3156 code for a protein of 1051 amino acids. Gene Ontology annotation, molecular function: glycine-tRNA ligase activity; ATP binding.